Messenger RNA from Varanus komodoensis (Komodo dragon), 3257 nucleotides. It is a transcript of the gene AFG3L2, whose product is annotated as AFG3 like matrix AAA peptidase subunit 2. NCBI's taxonomy places the organism in Eukaryota, Metazoa, Chordata, Lepidosauria, Squamata, Varanidae. The transcript is spliced from 17 exons. Gene Ontology annotation, molecular function: zinc ion binding; ATP binding; metalloendopeptidase activity. The coding region runs from base 79 to 2511 and encodes 810 amino acids. The record is from RefSeq and is a predicted model, not a curated record. Gene Ontology annotation, biological process: protein-containing complex assembly; mitochondrial protein processing. Gene Ontology annotation, cellular component: m-AAA complex; membrane.
GCCGCGGACGCGGUCCCGUUCCCGUGCGCGUGCGGGAGCGCCAGCGAGAACGGCGCUGGGCCUGUGGAGGUUCGGGUCAUGGCCUAUCGCUGCCUGUGGUUGUCGCGGGGCGGUUACCGGCGAACCCCUGCUGGGGUGCCUGGAGCCCAGCAGCUGCUCUGGGGUCGAGGCCUGGCAGCGCCUUCGCGCUACCUGAGAUUGUUUCAUGACCAAGUGGCCACCCAAAGUUCUGCGAACCAAAACAAAUUCUUUGUAAAUGUAAUUGCUGCUUACAGAAGGCUCUUCUCCCAGCCUCCCAAAGGAUUUGAAAAAUAUUUUCCGGAUGGGAAGAAACCUAACGAAUCAAAAGGUCUGGAGGGAAAACCCAAAGAAAUGAAGCAAGAAAAUUCCCAGCAGUCUUCCAGGACUGGCGGUGGAGGAAGUAGUGGUGGUGGAGGAGGGAAAAAGGGAGGCAAGAAAGAAGAUGCUAAGUGGUGGUCCAGAUUACAAAAGGGUGAGUUUCCUUGGGACAACCAAGAAUUCCGUGUUCCUUUAAUAGCAAAUAGUAUUUUCUGGAGUGCUGUUAUAUAUUACGUUUUCUUGAAGAAUUUUGAGAAAGAAAUAACAUGGAAAGAUUUUGUCAACAGCUACCUUUCCAAAGGAGUGGUGGACAGGCUAGAAGUGGUGAACAAACGCUUUGUUCGAGUGGUCUGUACCCCAGGAAUGUCUCCUAUUGAUGCGAAAUAUGUCUGGUUUAAUAUUGGGAGUGUGGACACCUUUGAACGGAACUUGGAAACAGCACAACUUGAACUGGGAAUAGAAGGGGAGAACAGGAUACCUGUAGUGUAUUCAACAGAGACUGAUGGUUCAUUGCUUCUGAGUUUGCUGCCAACACUCCUCGUAAUUGGCUCUUUGAUGUACGUUAUAAGAAGAGGACCUCCUGGAUUGGGCCGAACGGGACGGGGAAUGGGUGGACUCUUCAGUGUGGGUGAAACAACAGCCAAAGUCCUAAAAGAUGAAAUAGAUGUGAAGUUCAAAGACGUAGCUGGCUGUGAGGAAGCUAAACUAGAAAUAAUGGAGUUUGUUAACUUUCUGAAAAACCCCAAACAGUAUCAGGAUCUUGGGGCAAAGAUCCCAAAGGGAGCCAUUCUGACAGGACCUCCAGGCACAGGGAAAACUCUUCUAGCUAAGGCUACAGCGGGAGAAGCCAAUGUCCCUUUCAUUACAGUCAACGGGUCUGAAUUCUUAGAGAUGUUUGUCGGCGUGGGUCCCGCUAGAGUUCGGGAUUUAUUUGUUCUGGCUCGUAAAAAUGCCCCUUGCAUUCUCUUCAUUGAUGAAAUAGAUGCAGUGGGAAGGAAGAGAGGACGGGGUAAUUUUGGAGGGCAAAGUGAACAAGAAAACACACUCAAUCAACUACUAGUAGAAAUGGAUGGUUUUAAUACAACAACAAAUGUAGUUAUUCUGGCAGGCACCAACAGACCAGAUAUCUUAGACCCUGCACUUUUGAGGCCAGGACGUUUUGAUAGACAGAUAUUUAUUGGACCACCUGAUAUAAAAGGAAGAGCAUCUAUUUUCAAAGUUCACCUUAGACCCCUGAAGUUGGAUACUAGUCUGAUUAAGGACAAUUUAGCACGAAAACUUGCAUCACUUACUCCUGGAUUUUCAGGUGCAGAUAUAGCUAAUGUAUGCAAUGAAGCGGCCUUAAUUGCUGCAAGACAUCUUUCAGAUGCCAUAAACCAAAAACACUUUGAGCAAGCAAUUGAACGAGUGAUUGGAGGGUUGGAAAAAAAGACACAAGUAUUGCAACCAGAGGAGAAAAAGACAGUAGCAUAUCAUGAAGCUGGACAUGCAGUUGCUGGGUGGUUUCUCGAACAUGCCGAUCCGCUUCUAAAGGUAUCUAUUAUUCCUCGUGGCAAAGGUUUGGGUUAUGCACAGUACUUGCCAAAAGAACAAUAUCUGUACACCAAAGAGCAGCUGCUUGACAGAAUGUGCAUGACUCUGGGAGGACGUGUAUCAGAGCAAAUCUUCUUUGGAAAAAUUACAACCGGGGCCCAAGAUGAUCUAAAGAAGGUUACUCAGAGUGCAUAUGCUCAGAUUGUUCAGUUUGGGAUGAAUGAAAAAGUUGGGCAGAUCUCAUUUGAUCUUCCUCGGCAAGGAGACAUGGUCUUAGAAAAACCAUACAGUGAGGCAACUGCAAGAUUGAUAGAUGAAGAGGUGCGGGUGCUUAUUAAUACAGCUUAUGAACGGACGUUGUCUCUCCUAAAUGAAAAGAAAGCAGAAGUGGAAAAGGUUGCUUUACGUCUCCUGGAAAAGGAGGUGUUGGAUAAGAGUGAUAUGAUUGAACUGCUUGGCCCCAGACCAUUUGCUGAAAAAUCAACUUAUGAAGAAUUUGUUGAAGGCACUGGCAGCUUAGAUGAAGACACUUCACUUCCCGAAGGUCUUAAAGACUGGAACAAAGAUCGUGAGAAGGAGAAUGAGGAGACAACAGAUGAGCAAAUAGCCAGACAGAUUACAGGAGACAUGCCUUUUUAGUGUUGAAAUAGGGUGGUGUAUCUGAACUGACACUGUGUUAGUGUUGUGCACUGAAAGAGAGGGGGAAAGAGUUCUGUCUCCUUUAAGAACGUGCUGUUUGAAAAUCAGCAAGCCUGCAGAAGUGGUGGAGCCAUGAAGAUUUUUGUUUGUUUUACGCAAAGGAGUAUUCAAAUUCUGUCAAAUGCUGCAUUCUAAAACAAAAAGGUGGAGACCUAACAGGCCUAUACUGAGCUCCCUGCUAGCUUUCGGAUCCAUUACCUGAAAGGUGUAACUUGUGUCCAUUACCAGAUACAUGUAAGCAAAUAUAGAACUUGAAUCUAGGAGGGAUAAUUUUAAAAAAAUCCUCUACCAAUGCUGCCUCCUUGCAAAUUAGCAUGCAGGAAAUGAUUGCUGACAUGUACCUGGAGUUCAGAUAUUUUGUGACAUCUCUACUGUUCAGUGGAAACAUUACUUCUCUUUUUAUUUAAAUGUAUCUCCUCACUUUGCCAUUUGGAAAAAAAAAGCCCCCCCAACCUGUGCAGGUAUCAGUGAUGGAAUCAAAAAUCUGCUAAAGACCUUUUCCAUUAGAAUUAUGGGUCAUGGGCUACAAUGAAGUAUAAAAUCUAAAUUAUAUAUUGCAGUUUUAAUAAUGGGGUUUUUUUUUUCUACAGGAAGUUGUAAGAUAGUAAACCUAUGAAUGCAUUGUAUUUUGUAAAUACAGUUUGGAAACAUUCAAUAAAAGCACUGCACUGUGCAAUGACAAACUA